Messenger RNA from Pogonomyrmex barbatus (red harvester ant), 864 nucleotides. It is a transcript of the gene PolE4, whose product is annotated as DNA polymerase epsilon subunit 4. Gene Ontology annotation, cellular component: nucleus; epsilon DNA polymerase complex. Gene Ontology annotation, molecular function: protein heterodimerization activity. NCBI's taxonomy places the organism in Eukaryota, Metazoa, Arthropoda, Insecta, Hymenoptera, Formicidae. The record is from RefSeq and is a predicted model, not a curated record. Gene Ontology annotation, biological process: DNA-templated DNA replication.
CAUGCAUUUCAGUCGUUUCGCGCAAUAUAGAGCGAUUUUUGUGAAAUUGCAUAAUUAUAAAUUUUGUUUUAAAAUAAGAUCUAUAAUUAUUCUAUUCCAUAUAAAGUGAAUUUCCACAAGGAAAUUUUUACGAAAUCCACUCUUCCCCCCUUCCCCAUGCUAAGAAACAAAACGAGGUCUAUAAUUGUUCGAUGAGUUUACGACUUUUCACAUAAACCGAGUUUCCACAAGAGUUUUGCGAAAUCCUUUCUAUCAUAAAACCCUUGUGGAAACUCACUUUAAAAAACGCGUCGUUGACGCGUUGAUGAGCCUAAUUUCAUCAAGAUCGGGGACAUAACAUAGCGUAUUAAAAUGAAUUCGGAGGUCGAUAGUUCAAGUAAUGUCCAAUUUGACCAGAGUCGUAGCGAAGAGAACCGAGAUUUGCAAGAAGAAAUUGAUGAUACUUCGCACGGUGAUGAGGAACAACGAGAAAAAUUAUUGCGACUACCCAUGGGAAGAAUAAAAACUAUUAUAAAAAUGGAUCCUGAAGUUUCUUUGGUUAAUCAAGAGGCUGUGUUUUUAAUAUCAAAAUCAGUGGAAUAUUUCAUCGAGUCUCUUGCAAAAGAAGCCUACAGAUAUACUAUACAAACGAAAAAAAGAACUGUUCAAAAACGUGAUGUGGAAAGCGCUAUUGAUAAUGUAGAUGCUCUUGUAUUUUUAGAAGGUGCACUCGAUUGAAUAUAGUUAAAUAGUAGUGCUUGUAUUAUCAUAGAAUUGAACAAAUUAUAUUGGACAAAAUUUUUGUACUGGUAAAGUGAUAGUUAUGUAGCAUUUUUGCAUUUACUUUAACAUUAGAUGCUACUGACUUUGAGAAAUGAAUUUUUA